GCGAUAUGUUAGUAUGUCACGAUACUGCAGUGUGGUACAUGACACCGCGGAGGCUAAGCGAUGGUGAAAUGGUUGUGUCUUGUUACCUUACUCUCGCUCGUGUAUGGACAAAACACGGAUUUGUAUGAGUUAAACAUCAUACAUUACAAUGACUUUCAUGCACACUUCGACGAGAUAAGCCCGACCGGAGGUAUUUGCAACCCGGAUGAGACUUGCAUUGGAGGUUUCGCCCGGUUGUACACCGGCGUAAGACAGCUGCAGGAGGCGGAGCCCGACUCUCUACUCUUGAAUGCAGGAGACACCUUCCAAGGCACCAUCUGGUAUAACUUCCUACGAUGGAAUGUCACCCAGCACUUCAUGAAUAUGCUCGAACAUGAUGCACAUGUCCUUGGUAACCACGAGUUCGAUCAUGGUGUCGAAGGUUUACUACCAUACCUGGAAAGACUAAACUCACCAAUGCUGGGCGCUAAUGUUAAUACCACUUUUGAACCUGAAUUAGGAAAGUAUGUAAAGAAUCAUAUCGUAGUGGAACGGCGAGGCAGGAAGAUUGGAAUCAUCGGCGUGUUACUACGUCAAUUUUCAGCGCCAAUAGGUAGAGUGGUAAUGGAAGAUGAGCUGACGGCGGUAAAUCGUGAAGCGGCCGAGCUGACCGCGCAGGGCGUUGAUGUUAUUAUAUUGCUAUCUCAUGUCGGAUACACUAGUGACCUAUUUUUAGCAGAGCGCGUAUCCCCAACAGUGGACAUAAUAGUGGGCGGGCAUUCUCACUCUUUGUUAUACAACGGCGAAGCUCCCGAUGGCACGAGGCCGAUCGGGGAAUACCCCACUGUAGUAACGAGGUCCGAUGGUCAUAGAAUCCCUGUAGUGCAAGCUCAUUGCUACACACGGUAUUUGGGGAACAUUAAAUUAUUUAUUAAUAACCAAGGUAUCAUAGAAAGGUGGGAAGGUCAGCCAGUCUUCUUGGGUUCCUCUAUUGUUCAAGAUCCUCUGAUGCUGGAGGAGUUGGAGCCAUGGCGUGAGGAGGUGGACGCGGUGGGCAAGGAAGUGUUAGGCAGGACGCAUGUCACCCUCACGCGGUCCUGCUUCAGUGCGGAGUGCAACCUCGGCAACUGGGCUUGCGAUGGACUGCUAGAACAGGUAAUGGAUCGGGCGAAAACUGGCGCUUGGAACGACGCUCAUGUUUGUAUGGCCAAUGCGGGAGGACUAAGAAUGCAGAUUAACCCGGGAGAAGUGACAACUGAGGCUCUGCUGAUGGCGAUUCCAUUUGAGAACUACGUUCAGGUGUAUGACCUGAAGGGUCAAUAUUUACUGGACGCGUUGGAGUUCUCAGUCGGCACUGCGCAGACGCCCGGCUCUUUUAACAGCCGUAGGAUGCUGCAAGUUGCUGGUAUGCGCGUAGUAUACAACGCGUCAUCUGAGGUGGGAUCCCGCGUUGUAUCCGCGCACAUCCGUUGCAUAGAGUGCGACAUACCGCGGUAUCUGCCGCUAGACGUCAACAAGACGUACCGCGUGCUCACACAGAGUUACAUAGGAGACGGCGGCGGCGGGUACACGAUGUUGUCAGAAAACAGGGAAAAUGUGGAGAACUUGGAUGUGGACUACGUGAUGCUGCAGAGGCACAUGAGGAAGCAGCGCAACGUCAUACAGGGCCACGAUGGCAGGAUACAGGUCGUUUUCUGAUACACUGAACUACCGAUUUUAAAAAUUCUUUUUCCAUUGGUAAGCUAUAUUAUCAUAGAGUAACAUAGGCUGUAUUUAUUUCUAUAUGUUUUUAAUUUCUUUUAAAGUCGCGUGCAAAAACUAUAAAUUAAUCUAUGGUUUAAAGGAGUUUUGACAACAGACCAAAUAAGAUAUGACCCAAAGGUCUAUGUUACCAGGUCAUAAAAUUUAAAAAAAAAUUGACAACGGACGGUUACU
Papilio xuthus (Asian swallowtail) is the source of this 1914-nucleotide messenger RNA. Its product is annotated as apyrase. The transcript has 11 exons. Gene Ontology annotation, biological process: AMP catabolic process. NCBI's taxonomy places the organism in Eukaryota, Metazoa, Arthropoda, Insecta, Lepidoptera, Papilionidae. Gene Ontology annotation, molecular function: nucleotide binding; 5'-nucleotidase activity; metal ion binding. Gene Ontology annotation, cellular component: plasma membrane. Bases 61 to 1677 code for a protein of 538 amino acids. The record is from RefSeq and is a predicted model, not a curated record.